UGUUACCGUUGAAUCGCUACUAUGUUCGUAGUUUAAUUGAAAAUAAAUUGUUUUCUUCUUAUAAUGGAUUGUAAACUCAGCAACGACUUCCCCUUCGAGGUUGAAAUUCUGAAUACGAAAGAAAACCCAGAGAUAAAGGAUUAUUUGAAUGAUGACCAGGUUAGUUUUGCACGUGUUGGACCAAAAAAGUUCUUUUUUCCGAGUGAUUUUUUAUCAAUGGCUCCCAGCAUUUAUAACAUGGCACUGAGAUCUGAUGAUACUUUUGUAGUUACCUUCCCAAAAUCGGGAACCACUAUGACUCAGGAAUUAGUAUGGAUUGUAUGUAAUAAUUCAGAUUACGAGAAGGCUAAAUCAUCACCGCUCAAUGAAAGAUUUCCAUUUUUAGAAUUGUCAUCAAUGGUUCGUAAACUUUCAUAUACGGAAAACGAAAUAGAAGUAUUGAAAAAAGCUAUGAUGCCCGUGUCUAUUAAUGAGAUAGAAAAAAUGCCUUCGCCGAGAUUCAUCAAAAGCCAUCUACCACUUUCACUGCUACCGACAUCACUACUGGAUCAGACAAAGGUGGUAUAUGUUGCACGUGACCCCAGAGACGUCGCUGUUUCUUACUAUUAUCACGACAAGUUAAUGAAUUUAUCGAAACCUGAAAAUGAUUUUAAACAAUAUUGGAAGUAUUUCGUUUCAGAUAAUAUUUCAUUUGGACCAUAUUUCGAACACGUGCUAGAAGCUUGGGAGAAGCGAAAUCAUCCGAACAUGUUAUUCUUAUUUUAUGAAGAAGUAACAAAGGACUUACCGAGGGCUAUACAACGUGUUGCGAAUUUUUUCGGCAAAACACUCUCAGACGACCAAGUAAACAAACUUGCCGAUCAUCUGGAUUUCGAUAACUUCAAGAAGAACAAAUCUGUUAAUCUGGAAUACUUACAGGAGAAUGGUAUAUUCAGGAGUGAUGGAGCUUUUAUAAGAAAAGGUAAAAAUAUUAGUUUUGCCCGUGUUGGUUCCAAAAUGUACUUUUUUCCGAAAGAUUUUUUAUCAUUGGCACCCAGCAUUUACAACAUGGCGCUGAGAUCUGAUGAUACUUUUGUUGUUACCUUUCCAAAGUCUGGAACUACCAUGACUCAGGAAUUAGUAUGGAUUGUUUGCAAUAAUUCAGAUUACGAGAAGGCUAAAUCAACAGCGCUCAGUACAAGAUUUCCAUUUUUAGAAUUGUCAUCGAUGGUUCGUAAAGUUUCAUGUACGGGAAAUGGAAUAGAAAUAUUGAAAAAACUUAUAGUGCCGCUGACUAUUAAGCAAAUAGAGGAAAUGCCUUCGCCGAGAUUCAUCAAAAGCCAUCUACCACUAUCACUUCUCCCGCCAUCACUGCUAGAUAAGACAAAGGUGGUAUAUGUAGCACGUGAUCCUAGAGACGUCGCCGUUUCUUACUAUUAUCAUGACAAGUUGUUGAAUUUAACAGAACCUGAAAAUGAUUUUAAGCACUAUUGGAAAUAUUUCGUUUCAGACAAUAUUUCAUUUGGACCAUAUUUCGAACAUGUGCUAGAAGCUUGGAAGAAGCGAAAUCAUCCGAAUAUGUUAUUCUUAUUUUAUGAAGAAAUAACGAAGAACUUACCUAGAGCUAUACAACGGGUGGCGAAUUUUUUCGGAAAAACACUCUCAGACGACCAAGUAGACAAACUUGCCGAUCAUAUGGAUUUCGAUAACUUCAAGAAGAACAAAUCUGUUAAUCUGGAAUACUUAAAGGAGAUUGGUAUAUUCAGGAGCGAUGGAGCUUUUAUAAGAAAAGGUAAGUCAGGCGGGUGGCGAGACUAUUUCGACGAAGAGAUGUCCGCGCAGGCGGACGAGUGGAUCGCGAAAAAUUUGCAAGACACUGACUUUCGUUUUCCGGAUUGUUAA
This is a messenger RNA of Pararge aegeria (speckled wood butterfly), 1881 nucleotides long. Its product is annotated as luciferin sulfotransferase-like. Gene Ontology annotation, cellular component: cytoplasm. The record is from RefSeq and is a predicted model, not a curated record. The coding region runs from base 64 to 1881 and encodes 605 amino acids. Gene Ontology annotation, biological process: sulfation. Lineage: Eukaryota; Metazoa; Arthropoda; Insecta; Lepidoptera; Nymphalidae. Gene Ontology annotation, molecular function: sulfotransferase activity. The transcript is spliced from 14 exons.